Sinocyclocheilus anshuiensis is the source of this 3261-nucleotide messenger RNA. It is a transcript of the gene slc44a5b, whose product is annotated as solute carrier family 44 member 5b. Bases 432 to 2618 code for a protein of 728 amino acids. The transcript is spliced from 23 exons. The record is from RefSeq and is a predicted model, not a curated record. Gene Ontology annotation, biological process: transmembrane transport. Lineage: Eukaryota; Metazoa; Chordata; Actinopteri; Cypriniformes; Cyprinidae. Gene Ontology annotation, cellular component: membrane. Gene Ontology annotation, molecular function: transmembrane transporter activity.
AGAUGAGAAGUGAUGGUAUGUUUGGCGACAUACAAACAGCACUUUCUGAGUCUGUGUGUGUACACGCAAAGCUUUGAGCAGGUGGCUGCCGUGCUGUUGUCUCAUUGUGUUUGGUGUGUCAGUGGAUGCUACCAAUCUGAGCCGCGAGACACCAGUUCUGUUUCCUUUGUGAGCGGGCGAGAGAGAGAGAGAGAGAAAGAGGAUAAGGAAGGAGUGGAGAGUGGAUAGUGACAGAGAGAGGCAGAUGAAAGCGGCGCAAACACCCACCAGCCUGAUUUCUCUUCCACCUCCUCUCGCAAACACGGCUUUGUGUGUAAUGAUUAACCGAUCGGAGAAAGGCGAGAAGAUACCACCUCAGCCCUCAUAGGAAGUGACACAUGCACAGCAACAUUAUAUAAACACACAGUGUCUUCGAUCAGAGAACAGUGAACAUGACCGGACCAAAAGGAGGAUACUACGAAGCAGAAUUGGGGGAGCCACACAAAUUUGACCCCACAUUCAGAGGACCUGUUCACAACAGGGGCUGCACAGACGUGCUUUGCUGUGUGAUCUUUGUCAUCGUCAUCCUCGGUUACAUCGUUCUGGGAACAGUGGCUUGGAUGCAUGGGGAUCCCCGGAAAGUGGUCUACCCGACAGACAGCUAUGGGCAGUUCUGUGGACAGCAGGGUACUCCUAAUGCAAAUAAAGCCAUAUUAUUUUACUUCAAUAUUUUACAAUGUGCCAAUCCUACAGUCCUCAUUAACCUCCAGUGCCCUACAACUCAGCUGUGUGUAUCCAAGUGCCCAGACAGAUUUGCCACAUACAUCGACAUGCAAUACAACUAUAGACGCAAUAAGAGCUACUGGGAUUACUACAAGCUAUUCUGCAAGCCGGGCUUCAACAAUCCUGAUAAGCCGGUUUCUCAGGUGCUUCGGGAUGAAGAUUGUCCCUCAAUGAUUGUGCCAAGCAGACCAUUUCUCCAGAGGUGCUUUCCCGAUUUCAUCACCAGAAACGGGACAUUAACUGUUGCCAACAAAACAAGCUUCAAGGAUGGACACGGUAAAAUCAGAAGUGUCGUCGAUCUGAGAGAUGCAGCAAACAAAGUUACGGCUAUGCAGCAAGGAACAGAAAGUGGCAUCACCAGCCUGUUGGAUGCAAAGGAGGUGGGCGUCAAAAUCUUUGAGGAUUACGCCAGCUCAUGGUUUUGGAUCCUAAUUGGUCUGGUGAUAAGUAUGCUGGUCAGUCUGAUCUUCAUUCUGCUGCUGAGGUUCACCGCUGGCGUUCUCUUCUGGAUGGUGAUCUUUGGGGUCAUCGCGGCUAUGGGCUAUGGAAUAUGGCAUUGUUACUGGGAGUACAGUUCACUCAAGGGGAAGCCGGACUCUGACAUUACCAUCUCAGACAUCGGAUUCCAGACUGACUUCCGGGUUUACUUGCAGCUGCGUCAGACCUGGCUCAUGUUCAUGAUCUCCUUGGCUGUCAUUGAAGCUAUCAUCAUCUUAGUACUGAUAUUCCUGCGGAACAGAGUUCGUAUUGCCAUUGCUCUUCUAAAGGAGGGCAGCAAGGCUAUUGGCUGCAUCAUGUCAACACUGUUCUAUCCCAUCAUCACCUUCCUGCUUCUGGCUCUUUGUAUUGCAUACUGGGCUGUUACAGCUGUUUUCCUGGCAUCAUCUGGUGACGCAGUAUAUAAAGUAAUGUCAACGCUACCCGACUGCAAGUAUACCAACCUCACCUGUGACCCAGAGACCUUCAGUCAAUCCAACGUGACUAAACUGUGUCCAGGCUCCCAGUGCACAUUUGCUUUUUACGGUGGGGAGAGUUUGUACCACCGUUACAUCUUUGUUCUUCAGCUCUGCAAUUUGCUGGUCUUCCUCUGGCUGGUGAAUUUCACCAUCGCUCUGGGUCAGUGCACCCUCGCCGGGGCGUUCGCCUCGUAUUACUGGGCCUUGAGGAAGCCAGCAGACAUCCCACCUUGCCCCUUGGCUUCAUCAUUUGGCAGGGCUUUAAGGUAUCACACAGGCUCUCUUGCGUUUGGAGCUCUGAUUCUGUCCAUUGUACAGUUCAUCCGGAUUAUUCUGGAGUACCUCGACCACAAACUGAAAGGUGCUCACAAUGCAUUUACACGCUUCCUGCUGUGCUGCCUAAAAUGCUGUUUCUGGUGCCUAGAGCACUUCAUCAAGUUCAUGAACAGGAAUGCUUACAUUAUGAUUUCAAUAUAUGGGAAGAAUUUCUGUGCCUCAGCGCGAGACGCUUUCUUCCUGUUCAUGAGGAACGUUAUGAGAGUUGCUGUUCUGGACAAGGUGACUGACUUCCUGCUGUUCUUGGGCAAACUGCUGAUCUCAGGGAGUGUGGGUGUCCUUGCAUUCUUUUUCUUCACCCGCCAAAUACCAGUAAUCCAGGAAGAGGUGCCAUCAUUAAAUUAUUAUUGGGUCCCUCUGCUGACUGUGAUAUUUGGAUCAUAUAUGAUUGCACAUGGGUUCUUUAACGUCUAUGCCAUGUGUGUAGAUACAUUGUUCCUCUGCUUCUGUGAAGAUCUUGAAAGGAACGAUGGCAGUCCUUCCAAACCGUAUUACAUGCCUCCAGGCCUGCACAGGAUACUUAACAAAACUGAUCAAGGAGGCAAAAAGUAUGCAGUGUCCUGAAACUGUCACCUCAGUGGGACGUGAAGAACCGUGCUAGUACUGUAGCAUGCUGCAUCUCUCCCGCAGCACAGCAAAGCCUUCUGGGAUAUGGAAUCGGAUAGCAUUUACAGAAGCGAUCUUCUCUCUGCACUGUCUGCUGAUACUGACUGACUCCUGCUGUACUUUUUUCCUUCUUUUUCUUUUUGCUGAUAAUUCUGUCCAUCAUUGCCUUACCCAUGUUUGUCUUCUGGAGCAAAGGUCUGAUAAUACUCUGGUAAUCGAUGAUGAAAACAAGUUAUUCUCUAUAUUUACUCUCUUUAUAUUGCAAGUAUCCUCUUUCUCUUUCUAUACAGUCCUUCGUUUUCAUGUCAUUUUUGGUUUAGAAGUUCAUACAGUACAUUGAUGUGCAUGUGGAUGGAUUGACCGAAUUCUUAGUCCACAUGAUUUUAAUAUUAACUUUGUCAUAAUCUAUUGGAAAAUGCUAUUGUAUUGGAGGAAUCUUAAUCGAUACAGUGUAUAUUCUCUUAUAACCAUGUUUUGAUAGAAUCUAUGAAUUUUCAGGUGUUCUGAUGGCAGUAUUUAGUAACUGGUUUAAAAGGAAGAGUGCUAAUCUCCUUUGUUUUUUGCAAUCAAUCUGAAAGUUUUUCAAGUUCAAUUUAUAAAA